AGCGUAGAAAAUGAAGCUAAAGGAAAUUGAGCGAACAGCUGUCCAGGCGUGGAGUCCAGCAAACAACCACCCCAUUUAUCUAGCAACAGGAACGUCUGCCCAGCAACUGGAUGCAUCCUUCAGUACAAAUGCCACCUUGGAAAUAUUUGAGGUUGACUUCAGGGAUCCCUCCCUGGACAUGAAGCAGAAAGGAACACUUCCUGCCUCAAACAGGUUUCAUAAGCUGAUCUGGGGUAACUUUGGAAAUGGGUCCUCAGAGUCCUCUGGAGUUAUCGUUGGUGGAGGGGAUAAUGGUGUACUGACAAUGUACAGUGUGCAUCGCGUCUUGGCAUCAAAGAGCGAGCCUGUAAUUGGGCAGACAGAGAAGCAUUCAGGUCCUGUUCGAGCUCUUGAUUUCAACCCUUUCCAGAGUAACCUCUUGGCUUCUGGAGCCAAUGAUUCUGAAAUUUUCAUCUGGGACUUGAAUAACUUCAGUGUGCCUAUGACUCCAGGUGCUAAAUCACAGCCUCAUGAAGACAUCAGGGUGGUGUCCUGGAAUCGGCAGGUGCAGCACAUCCUGUCCUCCGCUCACCCCAGCGGCAAGGCUGUGGUUUGGGACCUCAGGAAGAAUGAGCCUAUCAUCAAAGUCAGUGACCACAGCAACAGAAUGCAUUGCUCGGGAAUGGCCUGGCAUCCAGAAGUUGCAACCCAGCUAGUCCUUUCCUCUGAGGAUGACCGCUUGCCAGUGAUCCAAAUAUGGGACUUACGUUUUGCUACCUCUCCUUUGAGCCAGCUGGAAGGGCACACGAGGGGAGUUCUCUCUGUCUCUUGGUGCCAGGCUGACCCUGAACUGCUGCUGAGUAGUGCCAAAGACAACCGGAUCUUGUGCUGGAACCCAAGUAUGGGGGAGGUGGUUUAUGAGUUGCCCAUUCGGAGUCAGUGGUGCUUUGAUGUCCAGUGGUGUCCUAGGAAUCCUUCAGUCUUCUCUGCUGCCACGUUUGAUGGGUGGAUCAACAUUUAUUCUGUUAUGGGUGGGAACUUAGAAGCUCAGCAGAAGACACAGGCUGACAAGAUCUCCUCGUCCUUCAACAACCUGGAUCCUUUUGGCACAGGACAGGUCCUUCCUCCUUUGCAGGUGCCAGAGCAAGUAGCUCAGACCACCUUGAUUCCACCAUUAAAAAAGCCACCCAAGUGGAUUCGCAGACCUGUGGGGGUUUCAUUUGCAUUUGGAGGAAAACUUAUUUCCUUUGGUCUUACUAAAGCUCCUGGACAGCAGAUGCAGCAGACUUACCCACACCAGGUAUUCAUCAGUCAAGUCACUACUGAAAUGGAAUUCCUGCUCCGAUCCAGAGAACUGCAGAUGGCCUUGCAGUCAGGGAACCUCCUUGAUUACUGCCAGGGCAAGAUCCUGACAGCCAAGUUGCCGUUUGAUGAGAACCUUUGGAAUUUCUUGAAGGUGAAUCUGGAGCCGGAGUCCAGGACUAAACUCCUCAAGCUGCUGGGCUACAGUAAAGAGGAUCUGCAAAAAAAGAUCACCUCAUGUUUGAAUAAUGGGAUCCCAGAUAAACAGCCCCUUCCCGAGGCGGAUGAAACAAGUGCUGCACAGCCAGAUCAGCUUUUGAUAAAUUCCAGUGAUGAUGUAGCUGCUGUUUCCUCCUCUUCAGCCUUUUUUGACAGCCUUGUCCCACAGAAUAUGAACACAUUGGAGAUUCCUGUCACAGGAGAUACGGAUGGACUCAUCAGCCAAGCCCUUUUGCUGGGGAAUUUCCGGGGCGCAGUGGAGCUGUGCAUGCGGGCAGAGCGCUUUGCAGAUGCCAUCAUCUUAGCUAUAGCUGGUGGGGAGAACCUCCUAAAGGAGACCCAGAAGCGCUACUUUGCCAAGCAUAAGACAAAACUCUCCCUGCUGCUUUCCUCCAUUGUGCAGCAGAACUGGAAAGAUAUUGUUUGCAGUUGUGAUCUACAGAGCUGGAAGGAGGCACUGGCCAUCUUGUUAACCUACUCAAAGCAUGAGGACUACACCCAGCUUUGUGACAUGCUGGGUGCCCGUCUAGAGUCGGAGGGAGAUGCAGCCCUGUCCAAUGAUGCCUGCCUCUGCUAUAUCUCAUCAGGCAAUGUGGAGAGGUUGGUGGAAUGCUGGGUAAAAAACCAUGAGACUUCAUCACCACUUGCCCUGCAGGAUCUCAUAGAGAAGGUGAUGGUGCUGAGCAGGUCCAUUGAGAUGCUCCGAGGCACAGCAGGACCAGAACCAGGCCCUGUCUUGGCAGAACGAGUCACCCAAUAUGCCAGUCUCCUGGCAUCACAAGGAUGCUUGGCAGCCGCAAUGAAUUACCUACCCAACAGCUCUNUUCAGCUCCUGAUUGAACAGCUCCGAGACCGGCUUUUCCAUGCUCAAGGAGAGAAUGUGGGUGAUCAGCAGCCACCCCCUUUUCCCCACACUCGUGUCAAUGUAGGUAUCAUGAAACACACAUCUCCAUCAGCCAAGGGUGGUUCCACCUCUGAAGGAGCAGCCCACAAAACAGGUCCCAGACAUCCAGAGAAGGCCAGCACGGGUCCACAAGCAAGUGUCUAUUCCAGAGGGCCCCCGUACCCACAGUACAACUUGGGCUUGGUUCCAGCAGCCGUUUCAGGGCCAGGUAAGCAUCCAUCAGAAUAGUUUGCACAUGAAACAAGUGAUGCUGAUCCACUCUUUCUUGGUCCUGCUUCCUUCCCCAGUCAGCCUUCUCUGCCAGGACAGUCCAUGCCCAUGACAUCUCCUGGUGUUCCACCACCUGGAUCUACCCUCUUCACUCCAGCCACAGUCCCAUCGUCUCAGCUUCCUGCAGCCUGUCCUCUCCCUGUGGCAAGCCAGUCUCCUCUAGGUUUCUCUUCAACACCUUUCAACUGCCCCAUGAACAUGGGUUACCCUCAGGGAGGUCCUGGAGCUCCAUCUACUAAGCCUCUGCCAGCAGCCAGCAUUCCUCCACCUCCCACAGGUUUCUUCCCUUGGCUAGAUCCCCACGCAGAUCAUGCAGCUCAGGAAUCUUGGACUGAUCCCUCUACUGUAAGAGGAGGCCUUCAAAAGAAAAAGUUGCCUGAGAAAUUUACUCCUCUGGCCCCCAUCACAGCUCCAGUAAUGAGCCUGCCUGCUGAGCCCCAAGGGAUCCAUCCUCAGCUGUCCAGGUUGCAGGAAUCUGUCCAGUCACCCCCAGGAGCACCCAAGGAAGGCAGCCUGCAGUAUCACCAGCUACCUGUGGAGAGGGUUGAGAGGAAGGAGGUGCCCCCUGAGCACCAGGCUCUGAAGACCACAUUUGAAGGGUUGGUGCAACGCUGCUCUGCUGUCGCCGCUGAUCCAAAAACCCGAAGGAAGCUGGAGGAUGCAUUGCAGCGGCUUGAGUGUUUGUACGAGAAGCUCCGCGAGCAGGCGCUCUCUCCAACCAUCCUCAUGGGUCUCCAUGAAAUUGCCCACUGCAUUGAGGCUAGGAACUAUCAACAAGGUCUCCUGGUUCAUACCCAAGUAGUGAGCAGCAGCAGUUUCAGUGAGGUGUCUGGUUUCAUGCCCAUCCUGAAAGUCCUCAUGACCAUUGCUGGCAAGCUGAAUGUGUAAAGCAUGGAGCAGCUGAAACAGUGCACACUGAGACCUGGUGGACUCUUCACCUAAUGAUGUGCUGCAGGUUACGGACUCUCCUUCUGACUAUGGAGAAAUAAGUCUGUACCAGUGCCUGGAGCUGUGCUGGGCCAGCGCGCCUGGCCCCAUCCACUCUCCAGACAGCCAACUGGGGCCUGGAACUCCUGGAGACUGUUCUUUCUCUCUCUUCUUUCUCACUAGUCUGAGGCCGCUUCCCAGCCCAAGGAUCUCAAUUUCAGGCUGUCUAGGUUGCACAGAGAUCCUCCCUCUUCCCUGUUUCCCUGGCACAAAGGGGAAACAACUUCCUACCCAGACUGAUGUUGCUUUCUUUUUUAGGACGGGGCUGGCACCUGCAGC
This is a messenger RNA of Opisthocomus hoazin, 3940 nucleotides long. The record is from RefSeq and is a predicted model, not a curated record. NCBI's taxonomy places the organism in Eukaryota, Metazoa, Chordata, Aves, Opisthocomiformes, Opisthocomidae.